AUGGAUGCGACAGACUGCGGAAUAGGUGGUUCUGUAUCGACAAAAACCACAACAUGUUACAAGCGUGGUCACGGGGCGGGGAGACGCAACGAGGCGCCAUCCACACGGCCUCAGGCGCCCUCCCGACGGCGUCCACGGGAGGCCGAGAGUGGAUGGCGCGCCUUGCGCUCUCGAUGCGAUAACGCACCCGCGACGCUAGCGACGGAAAAUCGAACGAAAGAAGAAGGAGGAAAUUGCGACUGCUUCAGAACGGAAAGACGAGAGCGGUCUUAUAAGGUGACUGUACUACCAAAACUGCAAUACUGUCGCGUGGUGAGCAGAGAGUGUUGCGGGGCGGACGGCGCGGCGUACACGUCGGACGCGGUGGAGAGGCACUUGUGCAGUUUGCGGGUACCUUGCGACCGCGAGCGCCGCACCCGAGCCCCGCCCGCCGCCGAGCCCGCUACCGCUCCCGCGCCCGCGCAGCCCGCGCCACCGCCGCAGCCGCCGCCCGGCCCGUUCAUCUACAACACAACACACCGACCCGACCUCACCACCAGGCGCUCGGUUCGUUUGCGCGGCUUCUACGCGUCGGUUAGAUGGCAUCCUACUGAAAUUUUACUGCCUACCUACGAAGAAUUCCCAUCGUCUAUGGUUAGCGACAUGAAGUAA
This is a messenger RNA of Leptosia nina, 651 nucleotides long. The record is from the annotation of a GenBank genome assembly. Lineage: Eukaryota; Metazoa; Arthropoda; Insecta; Lepidoptera; Pieridae.